Molecule: messenger RNA, 915 nt
Organism: Perkinsus marinus ATCC 50983
Lineage: Eukaryota; Perkinsozoa; Perkinsida; Perkinsidae
Product: ATP-binding cassette transporter, putative
Exons: 2
Coding region: 1-915 (304 amino acids)
Molecular function (GO): ATP binding; ATP hydrolysis activity
Source: RefSeq, a predicted model, not a curated record
AUGUCUAACGGCGAGUAUUGCCCAAUCGGUAGUGAAUGCAGCAAUCCUGAAUACUGUGCUGAGGGAUCGAUUUUCGAACAGUCUAAUCAAGUGGGAGUUUGUCGGGCUUGCGGAUUGGAUGUGGUGAAGGAAGGGUGCUACUGCUCUAACGGCACGAGCUUGGUUUGUCCACCUGGAUAUUACUGUCCUGUGGGUGGUACGUCCGGUCCUAUUCCUUGUCCGAAGGGAUAUUUCUGUAAACAAGGCUUUGCAGAACCUGUAUCCUGCCCCUGGUAUUCCGAGUGUCCACGGGGAGCAACUAACCAGAUUCCUACUUGGGGAGCUAUCUUCAUUAUCGUGGUCAUCGGUGUCAUUGUUGGAGCAGUCACUGUCUGGAUUUGGUUCUAUCGCCGGCGAAAAGAGAGGACGGCCACUUCUCAAGGAGAAGCCCAUCAGCGAACGACGGAAAUCUACAAUAGUGUAGUCCAGGCUCUCACUGGAGUAUAUUUGCAGUCCCAGAGGAUGCAAGGAUUUACUAAUGAUAUCAAAUACACUCCUGUGGACAUUCGGUUUGAGCAUCUAUCGAUGACUCUCAAGUGGGGAACUCGAAGGGAGAUUCUCCAUGAUGUUACGGGUGAAUUUCCAGCAGGCUCACUAACGGCAGUGAUGGGACCCUCAGGAGGCGGUAAGACGACCUUCAUGAAUGCGUUGUCCAAUCGAGCGCCAUAUGGAGAUGUGACGGGGAAGGUUUGGGUUAAUGGUUUUGAAGGAAACUUCGGAGAGUAUCCAAAACAGGUUGGCUUUGUACCACAAGAUGAUAUUAUGUUUGACCGUCUCACUGUGUAUCAAAAUCUCUAUUAUUCUGCUAUGGUCCGCUUGCCNNNNCGCCUGGGAGGAGGGGAAUUUCUGGUGGUCAGAAAAAACGUGUUAAUAUAG